AUGGCUAACACUGACUGUGUUCCUGAUGGGCGAGGCCCUCUGCUCAUAGAGUUGGAUGCUGACGACAGUGGGAACCAGCAGCCGCGCUGCGUCGGGAUCUUCCGGAGUGUGAAUCCCGGGCAGAUGGACGAUGUGAAGGCUUGGGGUAAACCUCGGGAGCCGCUGAGACGUCCCUUCAAUUUGCGGACCCAUCUGGCCACGAAGAAACCGGAGCCCCCCAAGAAGACAACAUCGGACGUGUCUGUGGACAGUUCGAGAGCUCCCAAUCGGUCGGAUGGCCCAGUCCCUGCUGUUGUGGAAGACUCCCGAGCAACGGCUGAAGUAAAGAGCGCUGAGGGGCCGGCAGGCUGGAGGGGAAUGGGCCCCAAUCCUAUCCAUGUGUCCCGAGAAUUUUGUGGCGUCCCUCCCUCCGUGAUAAUGGGGGGGAUAAGGUUGAGUAGUGGGGACACUUGGAGAGGUGGCAAUACAGGGCCUUCUGUGCCUUUGCCACAGGGUCCAGGGUUCUUUCCACCCAGAGGCCCACCAGUAGGUGGUCCUCUCUGUAAUCCCACUGCGAGAUUGGGAAUAAUGAUGCCGCCGCCUCCAGAAAAUUGGAGGAUGGCUUACCCCGAAGGGGGGCCUCCAGUUCGAUUCCCACCGGGAGGCCCCAGGUUCCCCAUGGAGGGCGGCCCAAGGCCUAUCACUUUUCCUUGCAGCAUUGCAGGUUUCCCUCCAUCCGCUGCCAUUCCGGGACCUCCCCGUUCCUCUCUGAUUCCCACUAUGCCUUUCGCAUUUGCUCCUCCCCAAAUAAUCCGUCCUCAGCCGCCCCUUCCUGAUACCGAUUUCCCUUCCUGGUGUAAAAAAAGGAUGGAGGACUUAAAGAAGUGA
Molecule: messenger RNA, 867 nt
Organism: Pteronotus mesoamericanus
Lineage: Eukaryota; Metazoa; Chordata; Mammalia; Chiroptera; Mormoopidae
Gene: PRR32
Product: proline rich 32
Exons: 1
Coding region: 1-867 (288 amino acids)
Source: RefSeq, a predicted model, not a curated record